Arabidopsis lyrata subsp. lyrata is the source of this 659-nucleotide messenger RNA. RefSeq lists its product as uncharacterized. NCBI's taxonomy places the organism in Eukaryota, Viridiplantae, Streptophyta, Magnoliopsida, Brassicales, Brassicaceae. The transcript is spliced from 5 exons. The coding region runs from base 100 to 411 and encodes 103 amino acids. The record is from RefSeq and is a predicted model, not a curated record.
UUUUGACAAAACCGGGAAGCCGAAAAGCUCGGAGGACACUAAUAAAAGAAAACGGAGCCCAUUGGACCAUCGAACUCAGGAGAGUGUAUAAUCUCCGACAUGGCACCGAAUGUAAGAUCGGUCAUCGCGCAGGUACAUCAAAAAUCGAGAGCGAUGGGGUCUCGCCGCAAUUUCUGUUCACAUCCAGAUCAUCCAGCUCUGAACAGAUUCACUGGAACGAGGCUUUGGCCGUGGUUGUUAACUCAUGGUCUAGGAUUAGCUGCGGGAUAUGGCUUAGGUCAUUAUCUGUCAGCCUAUGUUAUAUCGGAACUUAAGGAGAAGCGGCAAAAGGCACUUAAGGAGAAUGAGGAAUACUUCCAGCGAAGAGAAAAGCGCUGGUUAGAUUUGGCAGCGUCUGAUCCUAGAUUCUAAUUAUCUUGAUGCAAGCUUUUAUGUGGUUAUUGUGGUCUUGCCUAGUGAUCAGACAAUAAAUUAAGGAAUUACUUUUGUAUCCGGUGAUUGUGAAGUAGCCUAGUGAUCAGACACUAAAUUUAAGAAUUAGUUACGUUUGCUAUAGUGUGUGUAAAACUUGUCGCACAUGGUAUAUGUUAUUGCAAUCUCUCAUGUCGUGAGUUCUGUGUCCUGUGGUCUCUGUCUAAACUGAAUUUUUUUCUUUGCGA